AAGUGGACUUGGUUCAAAUUUUCUACAAAAAUGAAUAUCUUAAUCUUUUUAUUGAUAAGUAUGGUAGUAGCCGCAGUUAAAAGUGAAUAUUUCAGUGACAUUCCACCAAGGGAUUACUUCAAUCGCAAAACUCUAGCCGAUUGUCCCUCAAGAUUUUACUCUGAUCUUGAUCGAUUUGGUGGAUACGGCAUUUUUGGUGGGUUGCCUGCGAGGCUCGGUGAGUUCCAGCACAUGGCGGCUAUCGGUUGGAGGAACGAAAAAGGAGUGCGUUAUUUGUGCGGCGGAACUUUGAUAUCAGCCAAAUUUGUUCUGACGGCAGCUCAUUGCAGAACCGACGGAAAUGAAAAUAAACCGGUGAGCGUCCGCUUAGGAGAUGUCGAUCUCGGAGACUCCAGCGAUGAUCAAUUUGCCCAAGAAAUUCCAAUUCGAGAGUUGAUAGUUCAUCCACAGUAUUUGUCUUCCAUGAAAUACUUCGAUAUUGCGCUAAUAGAACUGGAGCAGGAAGUCAAAUUCAAUCAAGCCGUAUGUGCGGCAUGUCUUUGGAUGGAAAAUGAAGUCCCGGAAGAGAAACUGCAGGCCGUGGGCUUUGGGGCCACGGGUUUCGGUGAUAAUUUGAGCCCUCAGCUGCUCAAAACUCAACUCUCGACCAUCACCAACCAAAACUGUUCCGGUAGGCUUCCGGAAGGUAUGAGAUCGUUUCCCCAGGGGUUGGUUCAGGAACAAUUUUGUGCGAUCGGUGAGAAGGCAGAUUCUUGUGAGGGUGAUUCUGGAGGACCAAUACAAACUGAACGGAGUGAUGUUAACAACUUAAUCAUACCUUUGGUCGUUGGAGUAGUGUCCUUUGGGACUCCGUGUGGUGUGGGAUCGACUGGCGUUUACACCAGGAUUUCAAGCUACAAAUCUUGGAUUGAGCAGAUAACAGGACAACCGUUCGAUCAUCUCACUUGCGCCCGCAUCUCCAAAUGUCACGAUCGGGAAAUGAAAUAUUCCAACAUGCAAAAACCACCGAAGGAACCAAUUCACAGGGUAGGUUUACUGUGGAACGCUACGGACUUAAAUCAGUAUCGAUGCGGAGCAACCCUCGUAGACUAUCGGCACGCCAUAACAUCUGCUCAAUGUGUCUUCAACCGCCCUGGAGGUGCUCCGAAGUUCAUCGUCAUAGAAUCAACCGGAGAGCUAGUGCCCGUAGAAAACAUACGAAUUCAUCCCGAGUACAACCGCCAGCGGCCUGAAAACGAUUUGGCUCUGAUAAAACUGACCAAAUACCUUAAAGCGGAUGCCGAACUUCUUCCGGCCUGUCUUUGGCGGGAUGCCGAGGUGAAAGAGGAAUACAAUUCGAUCUUUUACUCUGCUUACAGUAGUCGAUUUACGGCUGACUUGGCUCGUUACAAUCCUGAUGCAAACGAGCGAUACGUUAUCAAAACUAAACUGGAGAAUAAUGCAAUGUGUAAGGAUUCACAGUAUCGAAGCCGAAAUCUUCUUUGCGGCGAAAGCAAUAGCAAUUUGAUUCCGAAAGUGUGCAAGAUUGACUAUGGUGGACCAGUCUCCAACAUUCAAAACGCGCAGUACUUACCCCAGCUUUACGGCGUUGUAUCAUCGCUCACGAAGGAAUGCGACGGUACACUGGUGGGUACAAGAAUUGCACCUCACAUCAACUGGAUUGAAGAUACCAUACUUGAUCAGUCGUCAGAUCAACUCAUUUUCAGCACAUAAAGCGGCAUAAAAUUGUCACCUACAUUGAAUAAAAGUUAAUUUCAUAAACUUAUUUGAAGGACAAUCUACCAGUAUGACACUUGUUGAGAAGAAUGCAAGUUAUGAAAUUUUUUUAAUGUUAUAGCCCAAUGAUAAUAACAUACAUCAGUUCAGAAGCGGAGUGAAUGAAAAAAAAAAAAAUAACAAAAUAGGUAUGUUCGUUAAAUUUGUCGCGAGCUGAGCAUUGUGAUACAAGCUGAGAAGAUAAUAUAAGAUGGAUUUGACUUCUUUUCUCCGUAGGUACUUCAAAACUCAAAUCAAGUACGGUGUCAAGUUAAUAAAAUGAUGCCUUCUAUAACGCCUUAAAUACUGCUUGGAUAUUUAGUACCCGUCUCGAAAGAUCCAAGCAUUAAACAGACAGAUGAGUACCGUGAUAGAACUUUGAAUAAGCAACUACUAUCAAAUACAAGCAUUCAGAUAAUCACGUCGACUUCAUCCGAAUAAUUUCA
Molecule: messenger RNA, 2201 nt
Organism: Uranotaenia lowii
Lineage: Eukaryota; Metazoa; Arthropoda; Insecta; Diptera; Culicidae
Product: polyserase-2-like
Exons: 6
Coding region: 31-1713 (560 amino acids)
Biological process (GO): proteolysis
Molecular function (GO): serine-type endopeptidase activity
Source: RefSeq, a predicted model, not a curated record